Molecule: messenger RNA, 2368 nt
Organism: Prorocentrum cordatum
Lineage: Eukaryota; Dinophyceae; Prorocentrales; Prorocentraceae
Source: the annotation of a GenBank genome assembly
GGCGCUUCCGAUGGAGGCCGCGAACCCCCCCGCGCGCGGCAUGAAGUCCCUGGGGGUGUCCAUGGAGCAAGACGGCCACACCAACGACGUUAUGGUGGCGGCCUGGAACAAGGCGAAGUCUAUGCCUGUCUUCGAAAUCCGCGCGAAGCCUGAGGUGGAUGGCUACGUGGACAGAGCGGGCACUUCGACCGUCUGGGACCUCCCCAUCGAGCAGUGGAACUUCUCGGCGAGGCGCCCCAUCAAGGGUUUCAUCGACGUCAUCAUGAGCAAGGAAGACCUCUCGGGCGUCAACUGGGACGCUGUCAAGGAUGCAAUGGCUGAGCGGCGGUACAACGCCAUGCCCCCACCCCUCGGCAUUUCUGAUGCAGGCCAGAGCGACGCCCCUUGCGUGAUGAGCAUGCAUGUGUCGAAGUCCUUGACACACGGCGACUACCUGAUUGUGAAGGUGUUCACUUUUCUUGGCGGCGGCGAGCCGAUGGCGGCGGUCCGCGACAAGAUUGUCGUAGGCGACCCGCGCGUCUUGGACUACCGCCCCGAUACCUUCAACACGGUUCGGACGUUGCAGGUGUUAUUGGAGGACAUGGGCGGGUUGUUGUUCCGCUACUGGCAGGUGCCGAAGGCCAAGGUAGCCGCGGACGCCGACGCGGGCGAGGCCGCGGAGAAGAAGGCUGCCCUGGACAAAGCGUGGGACUUCGUGCAGGCCGAGGCCCCCCGCGGAAAUUUUGACGGUCAGAGGCUGUUGUGGGUGGAGCACCAAUUCGUCGACCCUGAAUCGCCUCUUUACAACAUGAAGCGGGAGUUCGUGAACAGCCUUCUGAAGUGCAUCUCAGACCGCGACCACUUCGCGGUCAAGGAGGACUACUACCCUCUCCUGAAGUCUGACAUCCGCAAGGAACACCAGCCGAUGGCAAACAGGAUCUUGCAGACGCUGGCGGGCAACACGCUGCUCACGAUAGGGGAGGCUGGCUUCGGUAAGACGCCGUUCAUGUAUAUCCUCGCCAUGGCGACUGCGAGGCACAAUGCAGACGUCGCUAAUGAACGCCGCCCAGGUCGUGCCACGGCUGCUGUUCGGGUUUCCGCAGAGAUGGACUUCUUCCGCGGGGAGGUCGGGGAACCCUGGGCGCCGUGCAUCUUCGACGACGGCGACCUCGCGGAUCAACGGCCUCGUGUCCUCAAGGCUUUCUUUGACCCCACGCAGGCUGAGGCCAUGACCUACGUGCGCUGGGGGGCCGCGAAGUUCGUGCGCGGCCAAGCGUGGUUUGGCGGGGACAACGAAUACAAUUCGAACGCCGUGCCAACAGACGAGCAGCGGGCGUUCGCGGCGACGUCACCCGACGCUGCAAAGCGGACAGCUGUCAUCUUGGUCGACAUGAUUCGGCCCGCGUUCCCCAAAGGCUUGUCCGAGAGCAACGUGGGGGCCAUGCUCAAGCGGUGCAACGUCGCCCUGAACACAGCGGAAUCUUUCUUCUUCAGGCCCGCUGGCAAGGACUCGGUCGUUGAGAAGCUGCCCCUCAUGAGCAGCUACAUCACGGCCGAGGCGGGCAAGAUCCUGAUGCGGUUCCUCAAGCACAAGAAGCGCCGCGACCAGGAGGAGCACGACAGGCCCCUCGCCUUUGAGAAGAAGGAGGUGCUCCAGCUCAUGGCCGAGUCGCGCGCAGCAGCGGGCGCGGGCGACGGCGGCGGGGACGGCGCCGAUGGCGCCGCCGCCGCGAGCGGCGCCCCAGCCGGCGCCGCGGCGCCGCGGGAGGCAGGCGUGGCGGGCGGCGUGGAGACCGCGCCCAACGACGGCGGGAUGUCCGACCGCGGCGGCGCCGGCGCCGACGCGCGAGCCGUCUCCGCGGACGAGGAGGACGCACAGCUGACGGCCGCGCGGGACGCCCACGUGAAGGAGAUCAUCAACGCCGAGGCCAACACGCUCAUGAUGGCGCCGUGGCAGGCGGGUGCUGCUCCUGGAUCGAGCGGCGACGGGUGGGCGCCGAGUGGCGCGGCUGCGCCCGCGGACCCCGCACCCGCCAAGCAGCCCCCGAUCGUCGGCUGCCACGGUGCGCUCUCGGAUGAGGACCAUCGGGAGCAGGUGGCGAUCUUUCGCAGCCUAGCCAAAGCCCACCACGGCGCGCACGAGGACCUGGUCACUCCGCCGCGGAAGACCAGGAAGACGGGUCUGGCCUGCGGCGGGCCGCUCUCCCCCGUGGACAUCCAGGAGCAGCAGGCGAUUUUCGCAUCCAUGGUGGCGCAGGCACACGGCGAGACCCUCGUGGUGGACGACGAUGGCGUCGACUUGGAUGCCGAAAUGGAGACGCUCCUCGAUAGCAUCGAGGCGGAGCGCGUUGGCGGCGCGAGCCAGCUUCCGGGUGACCAGACGGACUGA